Molecule: messenger RNA, 1128 nt
Organism: Betta splendens (Siamese fighting fish)
Lineage: Eukaryota; Metazoa; Chordata; Actinopteri; Anabantiformes; Osphronemidae
Product: olfactory receptor 11A1-like
Exons: 1
Coding region: 4-948 (314 amino acids)
Biological process (GO): G protein-coupled receptor signaling pathway
Cellular component (GO): membrane
Molecular function (GO): G protein-coupled receptor activity; olfactory receptor activity
Source: RefSeq, a predicted model, not a curated record
AGGAUGAACUCCACCCAGGCUUCAUUCUUCACAUUAGCUGCUUACUUUGACACUGGGCUUUUAAAAUAUUUUUAUUACAUAAUUAUGCUGUUUUUAUAUGCAGCGAUUGUUGGUGCCAACAUGUUGCUCAUUGCUGUUAUUUGUCUGAAUAGAAGCUUACAUGAACCCAUGUACAUGUUCCUGUGCAGCCUGUUUGUAACUGAACUCUAUGGCAGCACUGGGCUGUUUCCUCUGCUUCUGGUGCAGAUCCUCUCUGACACUCACACCGUUUCUUCGUACUUUUGCUUUCUGCAGAUUUUCUGUUUACAUACGUAUGGAAAUAUACAGUUUUUUAGUUUAGCCAUAAUGUCAUAUGACAGAUAUGUUGCAAUCUGUUACCCUCUGCAGUAUAACACACGAAUGACAUUUUCCAGGGUGGCCAGUCUUAUCACUCUAACAUGGUUGUCUUCGUUCGUUGGGGUUCUUGUCAUGAUGUCUCUGAGUUUCUCUUUACAGCUGUGUGGAAACAUUAUCAACAAAGUUUACUGUAGCAACUACUCAAUUGUGAAGCUGGCAUGUUCUGACAUCAGCUUAAAUAACAUUUAUGGACUUGUUACAACAUUUUUCUCAGUCUUUGGUCCUGUUCUUCUGAUUCUUUACACGUACACAAAGAUUCUCAAAGUGUGUUUCUCUGGUUCUAAACAGACUCGACAGAAAGCCAUCAGUACCUGCUCACCUCACCUGGCUUCUCUACUUAACUUUACUUUCGGUUCCAUCUUUGAAAUACUUCAGAGCAGAUUUAAUGUUAGCAGUGCCCCUAAAAUACUGAGCAUCUUAUUGUCCGUGUACUGGCUGACAUGCCAGCCGCUGUUUAACCCGGUGAUGUAUGGAAUGAAAAUGUCCAAAAUCAGAAUUAUUUGUAAGAGUCUGUUGUUUCGUUCUAGAUCCCUCAAAGCUCAGGCUGAGUGAAGGAUGACUAUGUCUGCCAGCGAAAAACAAUGUCUUUUAAUUGCUGAUUAUUUCCGUUUUAGCUUCUAGAUGCAGCAUAAUGUUGUUGUUGUUAUGAGAUAAUUUUGAAUGGUUAGCAGAUCGGUCAGACCCAAACCAAGUUUAGCAAUAGUGCAGAUUGUCCUGAAGAUGUAAAUCUGU